CGGCGGCCUCCGUCCAGAGGUGGGCACGGAAGGAGGUCCACGGGCUGGAGUCUCAGAACCUGGCUCCGGGACGUGGAUGGAGAUGGAGUUCGAUUGCGAGGGUCUCAGACGGCUACUGGGCAAGUACAAGUUCAGAGAUCUCACUGUGGAAGAACUAAAGAAUGUAAAUAUGUUUUUCCCACAUUUCAGAUAUUCUAUGGACACCUAUGUGUUCAAAGAUAGUUCCCAGAAAGACCUGCUGAAUUUGACUGGCACUAUUCCUGUGAUGUAUCAGGGUAAUACAUAUAACAUACCAAUUCGUUUGUGGAUUUUGGAUUCCCACCCUUUUGCUCCCCCCAUUUGCUUCUUAAAGCCAACUGCAAAUAUGGGAAUCUCAGUUGGAAAACAUGUGGAUGCUCAAGGCAGAAUAUACUUGCCCUAUCUUCAAAACUGGAGCCAUCCUAAAUCUGUCAUUGUUGGACUAAUUAAAGAAAUGAUUGCCAAGUUUCAAGAGGAACUUCCCCUGUAUUCUCUACCAUCAUCUGAUGAGGCACGGCAGGUAGACUUGCUGGCCUAUAUUGCAAAAAUCACUGAAGGUGUCUCAGACAUAAAUUCAAAGAACUGGGUAAAUCACGAGCAUAAAACAGUCAAUAAAAUUACUGUGGUUGGAGGUGGAGAACUAGGUAUUGCCUGUACAUUAGCAAUCUCAGCAAAGGGCAUUGCAGACAGACUGGUCCUCUUGGACCUCUCAGAAGAAACAAAAGGAGGGGUGAUGGACCUUGACAUCUUUAGCCUGCCUAAUGUGGAGAUCAGCAAAGAUUUGUCUGCCUCUGCUCAUUCCAAGGUGGUGAUCUUCACGGUCAACUCUUUGGGUAGUUCUCAGUCCUACCUGGAUGUGGUACAAAGCAAUGUGGAUAUGUUCAGAGCCCUUGUCCCAGCUCUGGGACAUUAUAGUCAACAUGGUGUCCUGCUCGUUGCAUCUCAACCAGUGGAAAUCAUGACAUAUGUAACAUGGAAACUGAGUGCAUUUCCUGUAAAUCGAGUGAUCGGAAUUGGAUGUAAUCUGGAUUCACAGAGAUUACAAUAUAUUAUUACAAAUGUCUUGAAGGCACAGAUGUCAGGAAAACAAGUAUGGGUUAUUGGUGAGCAGGGAGAAGACAAAGUGCCCACAUGGGGUGGCCAAGAAGAAGUAAUGAGUCCUAACUCUCAGGUGCAGUUGUCCAACAGAGCCAUGGAACUGUUACGGGUAAAAGGCCAAAGAUCCUGGUCUGUUGGACUAUCGGUAGCUGACCUGGUUGACAGUAUUGUAAGCAAUAAAAAGAAAGUACAUUCUGUAUCAAUUUUAGCAAAGGGAUAUUAUGGCAUAAACAGUGAAGUGUUCUUAAGUUUGCCUUGCAUCGUUGGAACCAGUGGCGUAUCAGAAGUCAUCCAAAGCACAGUGAAGGAAGAUACAGUGACCAAGAAACUCCAAAGCAGUGCAUCAUCAAUCCAUGGUCUCCAACAACAGUUAAAACUUUGAUUCUAAAGUUCAGUUACCGGAAGGGAAAGGUCAUUUAAUUUGGCCAACAUAUAUAGGGUUAAGAAUUUCUGUAUCUUAUUACUUAUCCUUACAAACUGCUUGGUUAAGGUGGAUGGUUUCCAGUUAGCUUUGUAAUUUGAAUCCUUAGGGAGUAUGGGGGGGAGAUCUAGUUUUCUGUGUUGCUCUUGAGCUAUCUAAACUGUUCUUUAAACCUCCAGCAGAAGUAGACAUUCAUCUACAAUAUGCAUCAUUUAAAUUUAUGGAUCCUCAACUAAAAGCACAUUCAGCACUUUGGGAAUAUUUUGAAAGCAAUAUAUUUUUAAAAGAAAAAUGACUCCCUGACUGUUAUAAUAAACAUGAUAAGCUGAACGUCCAGUAUUGAUUUACAGAAUCUGUGCUAGGUGUACUUUCAAAAGAUCCCCAGCCUAAGGUAUUGUUUCUUCUUUAAAAUGUAAUUGGUAGUAAUGGGAAAGCAUUUUGUUUCCCCUCUUCAAAUUAAUUAGCUACCAAAAAAAAAAAGAAUUUUAUGUGCCCUUUCAAGUAGUAAAAGAGCAAGUGAAAUUUUUUAAUAUUGAAGAAAAAGUGUAGUUAAAUUUCCAGUGAGACUGCCCUUUCUGAAAUUUUUUAUAACCCUUUCUUGGGCUAUAUAAUAGAUCUCCAACAUCUCAAAAGUCCACUAUACUAUUAGUAUCAUAAAGAAAUGUAUAUUUUUAGUGGAAAUAGAUUAUGAAAAAAAGAAAGCCAAGCAAUUUACCUUAAAGCUAAAAUAUGAGGCUUUCUUAAAAACCAUUAGUCUUAAGGAGAAGAGGUUGGAUGGACUGGCUGUUCUGAGCAAAUCUUUUAACCACUCCUGAAGAAAUGAUUCAGAGUACAUAUGCCUUUAUGGGUCAAUAACAAUAUCUUCAUAUGUGAAAGAUAUCAUAUUAUUACAGAUGUGACACACAACUAGUAGUAACAGCUAACGCUGACCCUUCUGUUUCAGGCAGGCUGAUGAGCACUUUAUUAUUUUAUUGAAUCCUGAAAAUCAUCCACUGCAGUAGGUUCUAUCAUUUUAUAGAGGAGAAAACUGAGGUUUAGUGCCCAGGUGUCACGGCCCAGGGGCACUUAUCCACACAGCCUCUUCUUUUUCUAAGCAGUAGAAGGAAGAAAAAGCCUAAGAGCCAAAAUAGUAAGCACAAGACCAUAAAGCUGGAGUUCUGUACACUACAGAAGGAUUACUUCUAUUCUCAUGUAGGGGCUGACUUUCUGUGUUAUCCCAAUAUAGUUUUUUGAAAGAUGGAUUCCCUGACUUCCCAGACUUGCCCUCAGCAAAUAGUAAAGAGGAGUAUGCACUGAGAUAGGUGUUUAUUUAUUUAUUCAGUCACAGGGUACUGACUGAAAGCGUACAGUACACCAGGCACUGUACUGGGCACUGCAGAUACAGUGGUGGGCCAAACGGGACUAGGCACAGCCCUCACUGUCCGUACAGCCUAGUAUGGGAGACAUCGUAAUCAAAUCUCACAAAUAAAAGUACAAUUCCAAGUAUAAUAAGUACUGCAAAGUUGUCCCAGUUGCUCUUAAAGCAUGUAACAGGCAAAUCCAAAUCUCGUCAGAGAGCUAGGAGCCAGGUGGUUUGUAAGGGCAGACACAUCCCUGGUUAGUACUUGGAUGGGAGAAACGGUGAAACUAAUGCCGAUUUAGUAUAAUAAUAAUGGAUGCUUAUAACGAGCUUAAAUCAUAAAGUGAAAUAUUGUGUCCCAUGUUUGAGAAAGUAUAAAGUAUUUAAUACAUUUGGAAAGAUUCCCCGUGAGAAUUACCUGGGCUAAAAAAUAAAAACCUUGGGCAUUUGAAGAGAUAUGUAUUAGUUCUGUGUAAGUUCACUACAUUGGGUAGAUUAUUUUGGUGUUACUCUUAACAAUGUAUCCUCACUUUCCUGUUCCAUGAAAUAGGGAAGUAAAACUGAAAGAACCAUUUCUUGUGUUUUUUAAACUGGCCUUUUCUAAUAUCUGUGAUCUAAUUAGAAAUUAGAUAAUUUCUACUAAUUUCUAAUAUGCUCUUGAAUUAAUAACUUUACUGCAAGACAUUGUGUAAUAGAUGAAUUACCAAGAGUUCAUUAUAUUAAUUAUAAAUGAAGGUCAAUGAAUGCAAUACAACAAAUACUUAGUGAGCAUCUACUGUUACUCCAAAUACUGUGUUAGAAUAUAAGUAUUCAAAGUUGAGUAAUUGUCCUUGCCCUGCAGAAGCCCACCAUAUAGAAAUAAUUGUCAGUUAUUUCCUUAAGUGUUGAGUAUUACCAAUCAUGUUGGUUCCAUAUGUAAGUCAAGAAGCAGUACCACCACUACCUCACUAUGAUUUGGUGGUAAUUGCCUUUCACGGUUCUUUUAACUUUCACUGUUUCAUUUUUCCAAAAUCAUGCAUUGUCUCUUCUUAUGAUUUUUAGUGGGGCUUGGAUUAAAAUGCUUUGAUUUUGUAGUGCAGAGAUAAAUACUUGAUAUUCCAAUUUAUGCUGUAGCUUUCCUUAAGUAUCAAGAACAAUGAGUAAAAUAAACUUUGACUUUAA
Zalophus californianus (California sea lion) is the source of this 4037-nucleotide messenger RNA. It is a transcript of the gene UEVLD, whose product is annotated as UEV and lactate/malate dehyrogenase domains. The transcript is spliced from 12 exons. Gene Ontology annotation, cellular component: ESCRT I complex. The record is from RefSeq and is a predicted model, not a curated record. Gene Ontology annotation, molecular function: ubiquitin binding; oxidoreductase activity, acting on the CH-OH group of donors, NAD or NADP as acceptor. Lineage: Eukaryota; Metazoa; Chordata; Mammalia; Carnivora; Otariidae. Gene Ontology annotation, biological process: carboxylic acid metabolic process; protein modification process; protein transport. The coding region runs from base 77 to 1498 and encodes 473 amino acids.